Messenger RNA from Vicugna pacos (alpaca), 2629 nucleotides. The record is from RefSeq and is a predicted model, not a curated record. Lineage: Eukaryota; Metazoa; Chordata; Mammalia; Artiodactyla; Camelidae.
GAGGCCUAUCCGACCGGGAUUACGUGGUCCCACUCAGUCCCCAAGAGCUGACCUGGGGAGAGCCCUGGCCGGCCCGGCCCUUCCUUUCUGCACUUAACAGCUCCGGGGACCAUCUUGGAGGUGGAGUGGUCAGCCUGGGGCCCAGCCCACAUCUCUGAGGCCUCUGCCCUCCUCAGGCCACAGGCAGCCCGGUGUCCAUCUUCGUAUAUGACGUGAAGCCUGGCGCGGAAGAGCAGACCCAGGUGGCCAAAGCUGCCUUCAAGCGCCUGAAAACUCUCCGGCAUCCCAACAUUCUGGCCUACAUCGAUGGGCUGGAGACAGACAAAUGCCUCCAUGUAGUGACAGAGGCUGUGACCCCGCUGAGAAUAUACCUCAAAGCGAGAGCGGAGGCUGGUGGCCUGAAGGAGCUGGAGCUCUCCUGGGGGCUGCACCAAAUUGUGAAAGCCCUCAGCUUCCUGGUCAACGACUGCAGCCUCAUCCACAACAAUGUCUGCAUGGCUGCUGUGUUCGUGGACCGUGCUGGCGAGUGGAAGCUUGGGGGCCUGGACUACAUGUAUUCAGCCCAGGGCAAUGGUGGGGGACCUCCCCUCAAGGGGGUCCCUGAGCUUGAGCAGUACGAUCCCCCGGAGUUGGCUGAUGGCAGUGGCAGAGCGGUCAGAGAGAAGUGGUCAGCUGACAUGUGGCGCUUGGGCUGCCUCAUCUGGGAAGUCUUCAAUGGACCCCUACCUCGGGCUGCUGCCCUGCGAAACCCUGGGAAGAUCCCCAAAUCACUGGUGCCCCAUUACUGCGAGCUGGUUGGAGCCAACCCCAAGCUGCGUCCCAACCCAGCCCGCUUCCUGCAGAACUGCCGGGCGCCUGGUGGCUUCAUGAACAACCGCUUCGUGGAGACCAACCUCUUCCUGGAAGAGAUUCAGAUCAAAGAGCCAGCUGAGAAGCAAAAGUUCUUCCAAGAGCUGAGCAAGAGCCUAGACUCAUUCCCUGAGGAUUUCUGCCGGCACAAGGUGCUGCCCCAGCUACUGACUGCCUUCGAGUUUGGCAACGCGGGGGCUGUUGUCCUCACGCCCCUCUUCAAGGUGGGUAAGUUCCUCAGCACUGAGGAGUAUCAGCAGAAGAUCAUCCCCGUUGUUGUCAAGAUGUUCUCAUCAACCGACCGGGCCAUGCGCAUCCGCCUUCUACAGCAGAUGGAGCAGUUCAUCCAAUACCUUGAUGAGCCAACAGUCAACACUCAGAUCUUUCCCCAUGUUGUACAUGGCUUCUUAGACACCAACCCUGCCAUCCGGGAGCAGACAGUCAAGUCCAUGCUGCUCCUGGCCCCGAAGCUGAACGAGGCCAACCUCAAUGUGGAGCUGAUGAAGCACUUCGCGCGGCUGCAGGCCAAGGACGAACAGGGCCCCAUCCGCUGCAACACCACCGUCUGCCUGGGCAAAAUUGGCUCCUACCUCAGUGCCAGCACCAGACACAGGGUCCUCACUUCCGCCUUUAGCCGGGCCACUAAGGACCCGUUUGCACCAUCCCGGGUUGCGGGUGUUUUGGGCUUCGCUGCCACCCACAACCUCUACUCGAUGAGUGAUUGCGCCCACAAGAUCCUGCCUGUGCUCUGCGGCCUCACUGUGGAUCCUGAGAAAUCUGUGCGGGACCAGGCCUUCAAGGCCAUUCGAAGCUUCCUGUCCAAACUGGAGUCUGUGUCAGAGGACCCCACCCAGCUGGCUGAAGUGGAGAAGGAUGUCCAUGCAGCCUCCAGCCCUGGAAUGGGAGGAGCUGCAGCCAGCUGGGCAGGCUGGGCCGUUACAGGGGUCUCCUCACUCACCUCUAAGCUGAUCCGUGCACACCCCACGGCUGCCCCAGCAGAGACCAACGUCCCCCAGAGACCCAUGCCUGAGGGACUUCCUGCCCCAGCCCCCACCACUGUCCCUGCCACACCGACGACUUCAGGCCACUGGGAGAUACAAGAGGAGGACAAGGACACAGAAGAGGACAGCAGUGCUACUGACAGAUGGGAUGAUGAAGACUGGGGCAGCUUGGAGCAGGAGGCUGAAUCUGUGUUGGCCCAGCAGGACGACUGGAGUACUGGGGGCCAAGCCAGCCGGGCUGGGCAGACCAGCAACCCUGGCCACAAAUCCCCAGAGUCAGACUGGAGCAGCUGGGAAGCCGAGGGCUCGUGGGAGCAGGGCUGGCAGGAGCCAAGCCCCCUAGAGCCACCCCCUGAAGGCACACGGCUGGCCAGCGAGUACAACUGGGGUGGACCAGAGCCUAGUGACAAAGGCGAUCCCUUUGCUGCCCUGUCAGCGCGUCGGGAGGCUGGUGCCCAGCCAAAACUGGAUUCGUGGGGUGAUGACAACUGGGAGGGCCUGGAGACCGAGAGCCGACAGGCCAAGGCUGAGCUAGCCAGAAAGAAGCGCGAGGAGCGUCGGCGGGAGAUGGAGGCUAAACGCGCUGAGAAAAAGGCGGCCAAGGGCCCCAUGAAACUGGGAACUCGGAAGCUGGACUGAACCGCUGGUGUGGGCGCCUCCCAGCCUCGGAGAGCAGGCCCCGCAGAUGUAUUUAUUGUACAAACCAUGCGAGCCCGGCCAAUCUGGCCAGGCAUAUCUCACAUGUACAUAAUCAGAGCCAUAAUAAAUUCUAUUUCACA